This is a messenger RNA of Striga asiatica, 1770 nucleotides long. NCBI's taxonomy places the organism in Eukaryota, Viridiplantae, Streptophyta, Magnoliopsida, Lamiales, Orobanchaceae. The record is from the annotation of a GenBank genome assembly.
AUGGGAACGAAAAGGCCUAGAAGUAUUAAUUUAGAAAAAGCCGAAACAAUCAAUGUUGGUGUUAUAGUUGAAGAUGGAGCCAUAAGGUUGGAGAAAAAGAUAAUUAGUUUGGAAGAAAAGGUGGAUGAUAUGGUUCGUCGCAUGGCCUAUGUGGAUUCGAAGAUAGAUAGGUUGUUUGAGUUGAUUAAUUCUCUUAUAGAGGCAAAACAUUCAAAAGAGGAUCCCGAAUCUCGUGAAAAAACAGGUGCCGGCGCUAAAAAAUUUCGUCAUAAUUUUGAAUUGGAUGCCUCUCCGAGUGGAAUGGGUGGAAUGGGUAGAAAAAAAUCACCUGAGGUGCACAUAGUGUUAAGUGAUUCAUCUGAAGAAGUUUCUUCCAAACGUAUGAGUCCGAAAAAUGAUACAAAGAGUCCCUUGAAGAGUAAGGGUGUUGAAGAGGAUUUUAGUAAGGAAGAGAAGAAUGUUUUGAAGUACAUCUUCGAUGUGAACCACAGUCCUGAUGAAAAGAUCGUGGAGAUGUCAGGAGAAUUUGGAGAAAGAACACGGUUAACAGAACUACAGACUUCAAACUGGCUAAGUGCAGAAAUUUUAAAUCUAUACGCCUGUAUGCUGAGGUGGGAUAAUCGAAAUGAUGCCUCUAAACUAUCAGCGGAAAAUUGGUUUAUGCCAACCUAUGUCUCGCAAUACAUUACUGAAAUGAAAAAUGGUUGUGAUGCUGGUCGCAUAUAUCGUUAUUUCUUGCGUGAAGAUAAAUAUGGAGGGGAUAUUAAAAUAUGUGAAAAGAUCUUCAUUCCAAGCAAUCCUGGAGGUCAUUGGUACUUGUGUGUAGUGUACAUAAUUAGACAGGAGGUUCUGAUAUUGGACUCACUUAGGCCAAAAAAUUGCAGUAAACGUAUUUCAAGUGUCAAAGUUGUGCUCAAGUAUUUCCAUGAGGCUUUAGAGAUUGGAUGUGGUUCAACUUAUAGGGUCAAUAUUUCUAAAUUUCCUACGAAAAUCGCACAAUGGGCACCACAGCAAAAGAAUCUUUAUGAUUGUGGAUUAUUCACAAUAAGAUUCAUGCAACUAUAUGACGAGCUACGGGCCGGGAUGCAUUUCAGCAUUAAAAACUCACAUUUGGAGAAAAGGAAAAUUGCUAUUGAGAUAUUCUACCAUGAAGCAAAUGAAGCCAAGGAAGAGAUACUUAGAAAAAUAGCGCACUCUUCGAAAGAUGAAGUGUUGGUUUGGUCAUCCUGCUCUGUUGUCUUAAUUUCUUCAUCAGUUACUAUUAUGGGUUAUAAGCCGACUGAACAAUUGAAUAAUAGACAUUCGAUCGGGUGUAGGAAGACCGAGAAUAACGGUUAUAGGGCGGCGGUGGUGGCAGUGCAAGGGGUGAGUGCAGCCAUGGUCAGCGGGGCUUCGGUGCUUGUGACGAUGCCGCUCGACACGAUUAAAACGAGGCUUCAGGUUUUGGACAGAGGAGAACCGUGUGGGGGGAAAGGGAAAUCGAUGACGGUUAUGCAAACGGUGGGGGAUUUGGUGAGGGAAGGGGGUUUGGGGGCCCGUUAUAGGGGACUCUGGCCCAGAUGGGCCUCGAUGUCGAUGUCAGCCACGACAAUGAUCACGACAUACGAGUUUCUCAAGCGGCUGUCGACCAAGAGUUCGGAGAGGUUCACUGCUAUCAAUUGCGUUUGUAUGAGCUUAAAGUUGUCUCAGUUCAUAUGUACUGCUUGUGUUUUUUUGGCUCUGGUUUUCUUGAGUGGAUUAGGUUCACUGCUAUCAAGUGCGUUUGUAUGA